CGCACGGCCGUGCCGCAUGUUUUCCCGCGGCGCGGUUCCCCUCCGCUGGUCUCGCGGUCUGCUGCUGCGGGCAGGGAGCAGCCGCAGCCGCGGCUUAUCCGCGAUGGCCGCCGGCGGAGGAAGAGCCGAGGAGGGGGAGCUCGGGGAGUUCCUGGAGUACAUGGAACGGCUCCGAAACUACGAGCGCUCCGGGGUGCCGCGCGGCGCCGGGACCGACUCCGACGACGGCUUCGACCUCGGCCGCAUGCGCCGCCUCCUCCGCCGCCUCGGCGACCCGCACACCCACUACCCGGCUGUUCAUAUUGCCGGCACCAAGGGGAAAGGUUCGACUGCUGCAUUUCUGUCCAAUAUCAUGAGGGAGGAAGGAUACAAUGUGGGAUGCUAUUCCAGCCCACAUCUUCUAACGAUUCGAGAGCGCAUUUCUGUUGGAGAACAUGGAGGCCCUGUUUCAGCUGCAUUGUUGAGGGACCUUUUUGACCAGGCUAAGGAAGCUAUUGAUGAAUCCGUAGAAUCAGAAAAUGGAGCCCUGACACACUUCGAGGUUUUCACAGCCCUCUCAUUUCUCCUAUUCUCACGAGAAAACAUUGACUUCGCCAUUGUCGAAGCAGGUCUUGGGGGAGCUAGAGAUGCCACAAAUGUCAUACGAAAUAAUGAACUAGCUGUAUCAGUCAUAACAACAAUUGGGAAAGAACAUUUGGCUGCUUUGGGUGGUUCCCUCCAAAGCAUCGCAGUGGCAAAGUCUGGAAUUAUCAAGGAAGGACGACCAGUUGUCAUUGGUGGUCCAUUUUCAACAGAGGUCGAGCAAAUUCUUCGGGAUAGAGCAUUCUUGACACAAUCACCCGUCAUAUCUGCUUGUGAUUCUGGUGUCAGGAGCAUCACACGAUGCAUUGGAUGGGAUUAUGCAAAACCUUAUCAAAGUUGUGACAUUGUGGUGAAGAUUUCAAAUGAUAGGCCAUUGUCUAUGGAAUUGCAUGAUGUAAAACUCCAGCUGCUGGGAGACCAUCAGCGUCAAAAUGCUGUUACAGCUUCCUGCACAGCUCUAUGUCUCCGUGAGCUAGGAUGGGAUACAUCUGAUGCAUCUAUCCGAGCUGGUUUAGAGAGGACACAAUUGCCUGGGAGAAGCCAAUUUCUUACACAAGAUGAAGCCUCGAUCCUUGGGCUCGACGGAGCAUCCACAAUUCUCAUUGAUGGAGCCCACACAGAGGCGUCUGCAAAGGCCUUAUCGGACGUGAUAAGAACCGUCGAACCGGAAGGACCUCUUGCCUUUAUCAUCGGUAUGGCUGAUGACAAAGAACAUCUCGCAUUCACCGCGCAGCUUCUCUCAGGCAGAAGGCCAGACGUCGUGCUGCUGACGGAGGCGAGGAUCGCUGGAGGAACUGCCCGCUCCUUACCGGCCUCGUCGCUGAGAGACAUCUGGAUAGGCGUCGCGCAUGACCAGGGCAUCGAGUGCGUGGACAUCGGGGUGGUCACCAGCGACCGUAUCGGUCACCUGGCUGCUGCUAGCUCCGACAAACCGACGCCUAUGAUGAUCGGGUGCGGGGACGGGCUGUUCUCGCACGACCUGAUGAAGGCCGCCUCAUGGCUGCUGCACGGCGUGCGUCGGGUAGAGGGCGGCGGCGCUGGCGCUCCUGCAGGCCUCAUCUGCGUCACCGGGUCGCUGCAUAUGGUCUCGUCGGUGCUCCAGCAGCUUGAGCAGCAGUAGUAGCAGCUACAACCCAAAGAAAAGGAAGGAAGCACCACCUGUUCGCUGCACCGAAAAGCCUCUUGACUUUUCUUAAUUCGCAGCACAUUGUUUUGUAGCAGUGACCGUUCUCUGCCAGGCCAGCAUGGCUGUCUUUUUCGCCCGGUAGCGCUGUCGCUUUGUGUGCGGAACAACCCGCCUUGUUUAUUUAGCGCGAUGCUACUAGUAUAAUCUUCUUCCUUUUCCUUCCCUGGUAUACAAGUAGACAUACACUAUGUAUCUUUUUUUUCAAAGACGGGCUACCCCUUUUCAUCACUGCAAAAGAAAAUACAUUGUUAUGUUAUUGACACA
This is a messenger RNA of Lolium perenne, 2032 nucleotides long. RefSeq names its product dihydrofolate synthetase. The record is from RefSeq and is a predicted model, not a curated record. Gene Ontology annotation, biological process: folic acid-containing compound biosynthetic process. Gene Ontology annotation, cellular component: cytoplasm. Gene Ontology annotation, molecular function: dihydrofolate synthase activity; tetrahydrofolylpolyglutamate synthase activity; ATP binding. NCBI's taxonomy places the organism in Eukaryota, Viridiplantae, Streptophyta, Magnoliopsida, Poales, Poaceae.